Molecule: messenger RNA, 3490 nt
Organism: Trichoplusia ni (cabbage looper)
Lineage: Eukaryota; Metazoa; Arthropoda; Insecta; Lepidoptera; Noctuidae
Exons: 13
Coding region: 188-3223 (1011 amino acids)
Biological process (GO): cellularization; lipid catabolic process; phospholipid metabolic process
Cellular component (GO): cytoplasm; extracellular region; membrane
Molecular function (GO): A2-type glycerophospholipase activity; calcium ion binding
Source: RefSeq, a predicted model, not a curated record
GUAACUGAAAUUUUGACGUUUGACAGACGAAAUGUUUUGGCUGAAAUCCAAGUCAAACUCUUAACUCAACAUUCAACAAGUUUUAAAAAUUACGUGUACGUAAGGCACUGGAUGAAUUAAAAAGUAUUAAUUAGAAGAAUAUGGUAUUAAACAGUUUAUGUUGCUCAAGAUAACAUAACAGUCAAACAUGGAGAUUCCUUACAGGAAGAUAAUGAUUUACGUUCUAACGUUCGUGGCCUAUGCCUAUACUGGUAUGGGUUCUAGUAUGUUACGAAAUUUGAAAGAUGCCGUAUUAUCAGCCGAGUCUGUUUUUGGUGAUAUGUUUAAAAACGUCAUAACUGUGGCUGAGAAGUUUAGAUCUUUACACGAAGUUUUUGAUGCGGCCGUUGAAGAAGAGUGCAUUUUCAAUUGUCCAGAAGGAGGCAAACCAGUGCGUAAUAGAAAUCAUGUCCCAACAUCUGAUGGUUGUGGUUCUCUUGGUUUUGAAAUAGCAUCAGAAUACUUACCUCUUGAAGAAAUGACAAAAUGCUGUGAUACCCAUGAUAUAUGCUAUGAUACAUGCAACAGUGGGAAAGAAACCUGUGAACUGGACUUCAAGAGAUGUCUGUACAACUACUGUGAUUCAUAUAAAUCUGUUAAUGUAGCAGGGGAUACUAUUACUAAAGGUUGCAAAACAGCUGCUAAACUACUGUUCACUGGUACAUUAACACUAGGCUGCAAAUCAUACUUGGAUGCGCAGAAGAAUGCCUGCUACUGUCCACCACAGAAAAAUAACAAAUAUAAGAAGUAUCCAGGAAGCGGGGAUUAUUGGUUGUUAAUAUUUGAUGUUAAUUUUCUAUAUAAUUAUUUCCGAUUUUAUUUUGGUAUUAAAGAAACGGGCCUUCUGCUGGACAAGAUUCAUCCGUUGAUACUUCGCCUUCGCAAUAAAUUGUCGUGUUAUGAAGAAAACGAAAAUAACGUAGCAAGGGUACGCGAUGUCUUCACACUGUGUUCCAGUCAGAUAAAUAAAUGCCUGAUUUAUAUUUUUGAUGUUUUUAAACUGGAAUAUAAGCACCAUACAUAUUUACAGGAGAGUCGCCAGUACACUCUGGAGAGACUAUCAUGGUGUAUGAACAGAUUAUUAUCAAUAGAAAGUUAUCUUGAGGAAACAUCUGUAUCAUCAGACUUGAGUGAAUCUGCUGAUGAUUCUUUCAAUACAACUACAAUGUACUUUGUCAACUGGAUUGACCAUACAUUUGAAAUCCUUGGUAAAUUGGCUGAUAUCAUUUAUAAAACUGAGUACAAGGAGUCUGAUACUUUAUUUAUUCAAUGGAAGGAUGAUAUGGUUGAGUGUGUGAGUGCGCUCCAUGUUUCUAUUGAUGAGCUGCUGUUGUCCGCUAUGACUCUGUGCAGAUACUGCUUAUCUGAUGAUCAACAUGUAGUGAAGGCGCGCUGCCAAGUGGUCCUACGAGAAACAAAAUCUCUGUUGAGUGAAUUGAUAAAAGGAGACUUUAGCUCAGUAGUCAAGGCCACACCAGAAACACUGAAACUACCUAUAAUGCCUUCAAAUGUCAAUGUCCUUAUUGAUGUCUUAAAAGAUGUACUGUAUGCAUUAGAAACUAACACAAAUACUGCACUUCUAGCAUUAGUCAGUCACUGUUUCAGUUAUAUCAAGUCUCCUAUAGCAAUAUUGAAGAAUCAUUUUAAUAAUAAUGCUAAGGGAACUUGUCCUUGUCUGAUAAAGAGUGAAGAUGAGGUGACUGAAAAUUGUUCAUUUGUGAAGGACUUUGAUUUGUACAAUGAGAGAUUGUUGCAAAUUGGAAAUUUUGCUGUCAGUUGUUCUUCAGACCAGAAUAGAAUUGUGACACUCCGCAGUGGUCUAGCAAGCCUUGAGGCCCUAGAUCCACAUUUAGUGCCGGCAUUAAUGAUGUCAGCAGACAGUCACCAUGCUGCCCUCAUGAUCAACUCUUGGACUCAUGAAGUUCAAGAGAUUCGAGACAGCGUCUUUUUGAUUGUUGAUCCAAGUGCCUUUGCUGAGAAAACGAAACAAAUGAUGCACCAGAAACUCCUAGAUGUGUUAAAUGAGGGUAGUUACAAGAAUGCAGAUGUGUGUUCUGUGAUUAAUUUGGGAUGUAUGGUUUCUGACUUCUUCCAUGUAUAUGACAAGCUUGAGCCUGAUGCUUUGGGCCACCAUGAUAAACUGCUAGUUUUACUGGGUGAUUUGGAUAAAGUUCAAAAGGAAUGCAAGAUCGUUAGCAACCUACUGAGUUCUGGUGACGACUAUGUUUAUGAUGUAAAGAUGCCUAAAAAUGAUAAAGUCUCGUUAGAUCAACUUUUAAAACGUCUCAAACUCAUGUACACACUGGUUACUAGAAUACAUGCCUUACACCAUCCUAAGGACGCUGACGACCAAUGGCUUGGUUGCGAAGGCGAGGAGGAGCCCCAAAUUGUGAAUAAAAACGCAACACACACUAUCCUUAAGAAUUAUGAUACGUACGUAAACUCGCCGAGAAAACUCCUGAACAAUAUGACUAGAAGCGUCUUUGCGAGAACUAAUGUACGCUCAUCAACAAGGAAUGUACCUUUAGCAAAAUUAACGAAACACCUAAAGACAAAAAUGUGUACGGAACUCAGUUUUUCCGUUCAAUUGGAUCGUCUAUUUAACUCUGAAGAUUCGAAUGUUGAUUCUUGUGAAACGAAAGAAUUGUUCGUGAACAAACAGCUGGACCAAGUGAGAGAUUCGUCUAUUUCAAUAUUUUACAACUUCUCGCCGAUAAGGAACCGGCCGUCGUUGAGAAAAGCCGUUUUGAGUAGGCAGUGUAAAAUGCCUGUCAAAAGGGAGGUAGACAUUAAUAUUGAAAACAAUGAUACUUACGAUAAUGGUCUUAUGGACGAAACGACAAGUCUUCAAAUUACUGAUAUACUGAAUCAAAUGAACGACAUGACGAGCGUUUUAUCCACCACAAAACCAAGUUUACCAAAAGCAGACAAAGGCGAGGCAACAAGCUAUCAACAAAACGAAUCAAAAAAUGUCCUAAGAAUCAAUGUAAACAAUCAAAAUAUUGUGUCCAAACAUGUUUGGAACAUUCCCGUGAACGCCAGUGUGGUAGAGAUGCCUUUGGAAGACAGUGCAGCGAAUGUCACUCAACCAUCCAACGUGAAUACGUUAGAACGAAUUCAUGAUCUAGACUACGUUGAGAGCAAACUAAACAGUUUAAAAUCGCAGUUGGAGACUAGUCUGUAAUAACUAGUUGCAUUGCCACUUUGUGAUUAUGUUUCUAAAGUAAAACUUUAUCGGCGUUGCAGAAAAAAUCCGCCAGGCGUCACUUUUUUUCAGUAAAUGGCGUCCUCUUUUAUGGCAUAUUCAUUAAAAUAAUGUAAUAUAUGAAUAGGAAACGGAACCGUCCUCUAUUUUUGUUAAUUUGAAAUUUUAUGUAAUGUAACUAUAAGGAAAUAUUCAGUAAAUAUAUGAAUGUAGAUUUUAAGAAAUAAUAAACGGUCUUAGAUUUUA